Molecule: messenger RNA, 1436 nt
Organism: Oldenlandia corymbosa var. corymbosa
Lineage: Eukaryota; Viridiplantae; Streptophyta; Magnoliopsida; Gentianales; Rubiaceae
Source: the annotation of a GenBank genome assembly
AAAAAGAAAUCAAUAUAAAAAGAGAGACAUAAAUAUGAAGGGAGUUUGGUUUAGUUUCGUCCACUCUUCUUCUUUCCCUUGAGUUCCCUUUCAUCACCGACAAAGAAAGGGUACAACUGCACUGCAAAUGUCAUCAAUUUUACCUUCUCUAUCUCUCUUAUUAACUUCCAUUCACUUCCUCUCCAUUCAUACUUCUCAAUCUCUCUCUCUUUCUCUUUCUAUUUCUUUUGAGCUGCAAAUUUUGAGAACAGUACUUUUACAGCAAUAUUCUCUUCUACCUUAAAUUCAGUGUGUGACUGUGUGUGUUGUUGUUAGGAGUUGAAUAUUACUUAUAAAAUAAAUGUGGUCAGAAUGAAUGAAUAUAUAUAUCUAUACAUAUAGUGAUAGAUUAAAUAUAGUAAGCAUCUUAGGAAGACAAAAGGAAGAUCAUCAUGGUACAGUCGAGGAAAUUCAGAGGUGUCAGGCAACGCCAGUGGGGAUCUUGGGUCUCUGAAAUUCGGCAUCCUUUAUUGAAGAAGAGGAUAUGGCUAGGGACAUUUGAGACAGCAGAAGAAGCAGCAAAAGCUUAUGAUCAAGCAGCCAUUCUCAUGAAUGGCCAAAAUGCCAAAACAAAUUUCCCAGUCUUGACCAAGGAAAACAGCAAUGAUAAUAAUAAUCAACAACCAAAAAAUUCACCCAUUAAUCUCUUAUUAUCAUCAUCUUCUUCUUCUUCUUCUUCUCCAAUGUCAGAAAUUCUGAAUGCAAAGCUGAAAAAAUGCUGCAAAGAUCCAGCACCAUCCCUCACUUGCCUGAGGCUGGACAACUCCCAAAUCGGAGUGUGGCAAAAGCGAACCGGCCGGGCCGGGAAUUCGGGUUCCAGUUGGGUCAUGAAAGUUGACAUUCCUUCCACCAAGAACAGCAACACCAAGAAGAAAUUAAGUGAUCAUCAUCAUCAAGAAACCUUACUAACUUCAUCAUCUUCUUCCUCUUCUACUUCAAACUCUUCAAGCACUAGUCUUUCAUCAGGAUCAGGCGCGGGAAUGCCUGAAUUUGAUCAAUUUGGAGGAAUAACUGUGGAUGAAGAGAACAAAGUGGCAAUGCAAAUGGUUGAAGAGCUACUCAACUGGAAUUGCAGCCCAGCAGUACUACCAUCUGAUCAUCAUAACCCAUCAUCAUCAUCAUGGAAUAAAUUAGAUGUAUAAUUAAUUAAUCAAUGGGUGUUUAUCAAAAAUUUAAAUCCAUAUAUAUUGUGUUGUUGCUUGUUCUUAGUGUUUUUCUUAUAGCUUUGAAACAUAGAGAUUGCUUCCCUAAACUUGAGGUAGCAUCUUUGACUAUAGGACAUCACCAUGUAGUAAGAAUUAGACCUCAAAAGCUAAUUAAAACUUUGUUGUGUUUUUAUCAUGUUUUCUUCUUCUGAUGUAAUUAAAUAGCACCAAUUAUAUACACUCUCUCAAAUU